This is a messenger RNA of Mobula hypostoma (lesser devil ray), 2307 nucleotides long. It is a transcript of the gene nol11, whose product is annotated as nucleolar protein 11. The coding region runs from base 15 to 2207 and encodes 730 amino acids. Gene Ontology annotation, cellular component: nucleus; nucleolus. The record is from RefSeq and is a predicted model, not a curated record. NCBI's taxonomy places the organism in Eukaryota, Metazoa, Chordata, Chondrichthyes, Myliobatiformes, Myliobatidae. Gene Ontology annotation, molecular function: protein binding; RNA binding. Gene Ontology annotation, biological process: maturation of SSU-rRNA. The transcript has 18 exons.
GUGACCGGGGUAAGAUGGCGCGACUGUACGAGGAGUUCACGCUGUGUUGGCUGCAGAGUGGCGGCUCUGUCCGUGCCGUGGAGCCCGUAGGUCCCGACUGCGUCCUUGUCACUCGGGAAGACCGCACCGUCGUUGUCUACAAGGUGUCAGACCAGAAACCUCUUGGAAGUUGGACAGUAAAGCAAACCCAAGCAAUUUCUUGCCCUGCAAUCUACAAUAAGCAGACUGGAGAAUAUGUUGUGGUUCAUGAUCAUAAGGUUUUAAGGAUAUGGAAAGAUGACGAUACUAAUCUGGAAAAAGCUUUCAAAGCAACAUUGUCCGCUGACAUCUACCAGAUACACACUUUGCCUAAAGCAGAACCUGUGGUGCUCUUUGAACGAGGCAGUGUAAAGAAACUUGAUGAUGUUCUUUCAGCUCCACAACAGGAACUUGAAAGUGUUCUGUCAAAAGAUGAAGUCAUCAGGUGGAGUACUGCUUCAGUGGAAGCUGGAAGUCCUGUUGUGUUCUUUGUCACCGAAAAGGGUGGGAUAUUCCAACUUUAUACACAGAGGCUAAACCUUGAUGUACAUCACAAAUAUGAACUGGAUUCAGGAGAAGAGAUUGGUCAUCCUUUGAGCUUUGCUCUUUCCCUUGAAAGAGAGGGCUCUGCCCUGCUGUGUUUAUAUUCCACUGGCUGUAUCUAUAAAAUACAGUUGUCGUUAAACAGGAAUUCGGCUCACAAGGAUUGGAUCCUAUCUCAAUCAUUAUUGUGGAAACUGACAGGCUGUGUGGAUUCUCUAGUCAACGCCACUAUAUUGGCCUUGGAUGAGACGCAUGUUGCUGUGUUAGGAGCUCCACAAUCUCAUCAGUGCUCCGCCAAAGAUUCUGUGAGUAUCUGGAAUACAAGAUUCCAAACACUCCAGGCAUGGAAGGAACUUCCUGAGGGAAGCUCUGGGCAGUUGUGGUGUUACGAUGGGAAGCUCUUUGUCCCUCAUGGAAAAGCCUUGAGUGUGAUCCCAUUUACAUGUGAAACCUGUUCUUUGGCAGCUGUCCUCGGCAAGCUCAAACAGCCAAGUGAAACAGGGACACAUCUGUCCACUGUGGUGAACUGGAAUACAAUGCUUCAAGAGCAACAGUCCGCUGAGUUUCACCCUCCUGUUACCCUCGACACAGCUGAAUUGACACCCAGUAGAAAACGGAAAAACAGAAAACUUAAGAAAACCCAGUCACAAUCUUCUCUGAAUCAGACGAUGAUUGAGUGUGAAUCAAAUGAAAAAAUAGAUGAAAAAUUAAAUCCAUUGUUGAGUAAUCUGCUGGAUCCCAAUGCACAGCAAAUGAUUACACAGGUUGCUUCGAUUCUGGUAACCAGAUGUAUGAUACAGAACAAGUUCUACCCCAAGAAUGCACUAGUGAAGCUAUUACAGACACAAAUGCUUUCUUACAGCUUAUGUCCGGAUUUGAUAGCAGUCGCCAUGAAUAAAGCAGACUAUUACCUCCUGCAGCUAUGCCUAAAGCACUUCCCUGAUAUCCCAGAGGCUGUGGUAUGUGCCUGUUUGAAGUUUUUCCUCAAUGCCAGUGAAACGGAUCUGGAGGAGGUCAUUGUGGACUCUCACAAUGCAGCUUCAUACAUGGAAGUAGAUCAGAGUUCCUCAAAGCCUGAGGAGAAUAUGGAAAUAGUAGAAAAUGGCUUCAAUUCAAUUUUAACCAAAGAUGACAGCGGUAAUGUUCCAACACAUGAGGACAACAGCAAUGUUCCAGCAGAGGAAUAUGUCAAAGAUUCUUGGAAGUCUGCAACAGAUUCAGUGUGUCCUGUUGGUCUUAAAAAGGCAGCUUUAUUGAAUGAAAUUCUGCUGUCUUCAUACAGUGAAGCUUUCCUUUUGCCUCCCCUCAAAGAUCUCUCUGUUGCUCAAGUGAUAUUGUUUCUUGAGUACCUGCAGUACCUGUACAUGAAGCAAUGCCAAACGUUUGACACCAUACUUCCAGGAGAGAGGAUCCCCUCAACUGCUCAGGUCUUGGACUGGUUAAAUCUGCUACUGGAUGCUCACUUUACAUUACUGGUGAUGACAUCAGAGGCACACGAGCUGCUUAAAAACUUUAACAGCUUCAUCGCUUAUCAGGUGAGGUUUUACUCUGAGCUGAACAAGAUCGAGGAAAGCCUACAGAAACUACAGAAAGUGAAACCGCAGGAUGAUGGACUAUAUUCUAUUGAAGUGAUCAAAAUUUGUUAAUUAAUCUUUUUCAAAUAACUGUAAUGUACUUGUUUUGAGUUGUAUUUAUGGUGUGUGAAAAUAUAAAUUUUCUUAUGUUCUACUACUUCUGGAAUUAAAA